AUGACUGGGGCAGAUGCCGUCCUGGCCAUGCUCCUUGCCCCGCUGCCCUGUGUCUGUGCCUACGACAGGGCCCUGUUUAACGCUUCCUUCCACUCUGCCAGGCUGAUGUUUCUGCAGGCCGUCCUGGCCAUGCUCCUUGCCCCGCUGCCCUGUGUCUGUGCCUACGACAGGGCCCUGUUUAACGCUUCCUUCCACUCUGCCAGGCUGAUGUUUCUGCAGGAUGCGCUCACCCUGGAACAGCAGGACCUGUCUCUCUACUCCGUGGAGCUCGUGCUGAAGGGAAGCACCGUGCCCAGCGCUGCACACGUGGCCUUAACUGAAACUGCGCCCGGGCCCCAGCCAAGCAGGGCUCUCCGUGCCAUCUCCUCGCCAUCUGCCACUCCUUUUGAUACAACCUUUUUUAACCAAGGAAGACAGCAUACUCAAAGUACAGCAGACCACAGCAUCUUUGUGGCAAAUUAUGUGUCGGUGACAAGUAAGGAGGUGGCCACCGAGGACGAUGAAAUGGAUAACUUCUUGCCAGAUACUCAGUGGACCACGCCCCAGGUGGUCUCUCCCCUGCAGUAUCUCACAGUCAGCCCCCCAGGGCUGCCCAAGGAAACCUUAGAACCUGUGCUCACUCCAUCACUGCCCAUGGUCUCUUUCCGAGUUAGAGAAGUGACGGCAGCCUGGCAACACACAAUGCAACAACCGGUGACACAUGUGGAGCCCCCCAGUCAUUUCCACGCUUUCCGGUCGGCUUUUCCCACCUCCGAGGGCAUCCUCCCCACGCCCAGUAGGAACCUGGUGCUCUACCCUACUGGUACUUACAGUCAGCUGUCAAGCCGGACGUUGCCAGAGAUGGCGGCUUCAGCAACAGGGGACGCAGAAACCCUCCUUCUUAGCUCCUCGUCCUUGGGGCCUCAGCUUCUAGGCCCUGGCAUUACUCAGCAGCCAUUCUCCCCCUCAGGGGAGAUCUCUCAGCUUCCAGAGGAGUUUUCGGCCACGAGGACAGAUGGUUACCCCGACGCCACCACUGCUUGGAGUGAGCGUGUGGAGGAAGCCUCCUCUCCGAGAACACCCGCCCCUGCAGCGGUGGCCCGUACCGCCCUUGCGUUCUUCACGCACUCAGUUUUGUUUUCCACGACUCCUGAACUUGUGUCCUUGUCUGCUCACUCGGCGGAUGUUUCACGGAACCCUUUUCUUCCCAGCAACUCUGGCGAAACAUCCGCACUGCCUGGCAAUUCAGGGGCCCCCCAUGAGGGGGACGACACUCACGUCCCGAGCUCGGUGUCUUCAUCCAGACCAUACACGUGGUGCGUGUCCUGUUCCGUGGCGUCGCCUCGGCCAGCUCCAGCCACGAGCCUCAUGGAGAAGGACGUGGGCUCAGGGGAUAGCGCCGAGACCCUGUCCCCGGCUGUGUCGGAAGCGAGCAGCCCUUCUCCUCUGAGCAGCGUGGUGGCGGACUUCCCCGAGUUUGAGGAAGAGCCUCAAGAGUUCAAUACGCUUUUCCCCUCCCGGCCCUUCCUCCCCCUCUCUUCGAGACCCCUGGGAGGCUCAGAAAUGAGGGUGGGCAUCUCGGCUGAGGUGGACGUGGGUGGUGUUUGGCCCACACAAGCUUCCCCCUCCCACGGCCACCUCUCUGUGCCAGAGUCACUCGGUCCUACUUUUGGCUCCUUCUCUGUCACCGAAACUCAAGAGCUGCCACCCAGUGUCACCACGGUGGCUUUCUUGGUCAUCACCAGCGUUUUGGACUCAUCUUUCUCCGUCAUGGCACAGGAAGACACGCCGUCACCAGUCACCCGAGACCCGGGCCUUUCUUCUUACAGUUCGGCUCCGUGGGCACAGGCUUCGCCCUCUGACCAGCGUCCUGCCAGUCCUUCUGAACACGAACCCGGGAGUAGUUUGGCUUUUGCAUCCAGCUUCUUCUCAACCCCACCGCUGGGACUCAGUCCCUUCCCUUCGUCUUCAGAAGCCCCCGCUUCUCCGUCUCUGACAUCGAGCGAUCUGUCAGCCUCCCCGUCCCCAUCGGUCCCCAGCCCGGCCGAGGCAGUCGCAGCGUCCAGCGUGGGCAGUCUGCAGUCCGCUGAGCUCGCUGCUCCCGAUCUCUCCGGCUCUGCGUUUGCUCAGCCCUGGCCUGGCUCGGACCUUCCUGUGAGCACAGCCGCCCUUCCACCCGGCUCCUCGGAAGUGUCACCCCGUGCUCACGUCCCUUCUGAGUCUCUCACGUUUGCUGAGGCGGCGACAGUCACGCUGGCAGGUUCUGAAGCUCAUCUUACCUCAGCUUUCACUGAAACUACCUCCGACUUCGCAUUUUCACCGCUCUCCCGUGAGCCCACGGUCACUGCGUGGGUGCCCGCCAGCUCUGAGCACAGCCUUGACCUCCCGACUGCCGGGACUCCCCCGACGUCAUGGGCAACUGCUUUCUAUGGGGCGACCCCCGUUUCCGCUGCGUCUUCGCUCUUCCCAACUCCGACGUCUCCUGGCGACCGUGUCAGCGCUGUGGGAGAUGGCAUCUCUGGCCUGCCCUCUUUCUCCGGCGUCGUCCCUGCCAGCACAGCACUGACCCCCGACGUGUUCUUGUCAUCAGCGUCCUCACCUGUUUCCCAAGUGAGCCCCUCGCCUCUGCCCACAGAGCCCAUCCUUGAGGGCCCAGCGUCCACACCCGCAGAUAUACCCUGGAGCUCCUCCACCGUGCCGGGCACAUCUGCUGGUGAUGCUGUAGACCCUGCCUCGAGUGACGCUGCCAGUCAGAACGCCCAGGAGAGCAGCGCUGCCCCUCCCCCGCCGUCCCUGCACCCCGUCACCACCUUGGCUCUCGAGGUGACCGCUGAUGCCCCGGCACUGGCCACCGCCAGGCCACCGUAUGUGUGCGAUGUCACAGCCCCUGAGGCCUACUUGGUCACAACCGUGCUGGCCAGGAGAGCUGUGCAGGAGUACAUCAUUACCUCCAUCAAAGAUGUGCUGAGGAUGCACUUCAACCGUGCGGUGGAGCUGAAGGUGUAUGAACUAUUCACUGACUUCACUUUUCUGGUAACAUCUGGCCCUUUUGUUUACACGGCAAUAUCAGUCAUAAAUGUACUUGUAAAUAGUAAACUGGUGCGGGACCAAACUCCUUUAAUCCUGUCCGUGAAGCCUUCUUUCCAUGUGCCUGAGUCCAGGUUUCAAGUUCAAACAGUGCUUCAGUUUGUGCCCCCGAGUGUGGAUACUGGCUUCUGCAACUUCACCCAGCGCAUCGAGAAAGGCCUGACGACAGCUCUCUUCGAAGCGAGAAAACACCACCAGGGGACGUAUAACCUCACGGUGCAGAUCUUGAAUAUCACUGUGGGCUCUUCAAGGAUGGCUCCUCGGCGGGGCCCAGUGAAUAUCAUCUUUGCCGUGAAAAGUGCACAAGGAUUUGUGAAUGGGUCAGAAGUGAGCGAGCUGCUCAGGAACCUGAGUGUGGUGGAGUUCAGCUUCUACCUGGGGUACCCGGUGUUGCAGAUCGCAGAGCCCUUCCAAUACCCACAGCUCAAUUUAUCUCAGUUGUUGAAGUCUUCCUGGGUCAGAACAGUCCUCCUGGGGGUCGUGGAGAAGCAGCUGCAGAGCGAAGUGUUCCAGGCUGAGAUGGAGCGCAAACUGGCCCAGCUGCUCAGUGAGGUUUCCACCAGGAGGCGGAUGUGGAGAAGGGCCACCAUCUCCGCGGGCAACAGCGUGGUGCAGGUGGUGAAUGUGUCGCGGCUGGAGGGCGAUGACAAUCCGGUGCAGCUCAUCUACUUUGUGGAGGAUCAAGACGGAGAGCGACUCAGCGCGGCCAAGUCCUCCGAUCUGAUUAACAGGAUCGAUCUCCAGAGAGCAGCCAUCAUCCUGGGUUACCGCAUCCAGGGCGCCAUUGCCCAGCCCGUGGACAGGGUGAAGAGGCCAUCCCCAGAUUCCCAGAGCAACAACUUGUGGGUCAUUGUCGGCGUGGUGAUCCCAGUGCUGGUGGUGAUGGUCAUUGUCGUCAUCCUCUACUGGAAACUCUGCCGCACAGACAAGCUGGACUUCCAGCCCGACACGGUGGCCAACAUUCAGCAGCGUCAGAAGCUGCAGAUCCCCAGCGUGAAGGGCUUCGAUUUUGCAAAGCAGCAUCUGGGACAGCAUAACAAGGAUGACAUCUUGAUUAUUCACGAGCCAGCACCACUGCCGGGACCCAUGAAGGACCACACCACGCCCUCUGAAAACGGAGACGUGCCAAGCCCCAAGGCAAAGAUCCCAUCCAAGAACAUCCGUCACAGAGGAAGAGUUUCUCCCUCGGAUGCCGACUCGACCGUCAGUGAGGAGUCCAGUGAGAGGGACGCGGGAGAGAAGACGCCAGGCGCGGUCCCCGACGGCAAGUCCCACAGAGCGCCGCAGAGUGGGCCCCCGCUUCCCAGCUCAGGGAAGGAGCAGCACUCCUCAGCCUCCAUCUUUGAGCACGUGGACAGGAUUUCCCGCUCCUCCGAGGCCAGUCGGCGUCCCCAGUUGGCCAGUCGGCGCGUCCCCAGUAAGAUCCAGCUGAUUGCCAUGCAGCCCAUCCCUGCACCCCCAGUUCAGCACUCCGUCGUGGCCGACCGGGUGGCAGAAGCCAACAAAAUUAACAAAGAGAUCCAGACAGCACUGCGGCACAAGUCUGAGAUCGAGCACCACCGCAAUAAGAUCCGGCUGCGUGCCAAGCGCCGUGGGCACUACGAGUUCCCGGUGGUGGACGACCUGUCCUCGGGGGACACCAAGGAGCGACACCGGGUAUACCGCAGGGCGCAGAUGCAGAUCGACAAGAUUCUGGACCCCACAGCCAGCGUGCCCUCGGUGUUCAUAGAGCCCAGGAAGAGCUCACGGAUCAAGCGUUCUCCUAAGCCACGCCGGAAACACCAGGUCAAUGGCUGCCCUGCGGACGCGGAGAAGGACAGACUCAUCACUACGGACAGCGAUGGCACUUACAAAAGACCCCCUGGAGUCCACAACUCUGCCUAUAUCGGAUGCCCAUCCGACCCUGACCUCCCAGCAGAUGUGCAGACACCGUCCUCGGCUGAGCUGGGGAGGUAUCCAGUCCUGCCCUUCCCAUCCUCCCAGUACAUCCCGCCCCAGCCGUCCAUCGAGGAGGCACGCCAGACCAUGCACUCCCUCCUGGACGACGCCUUUGCCCUCGUGGCGCCCAGCAGCCAGCCCUCUGACACCACGGGUGCGGGCCCUGGGGUCCCAGGUGGCCUGCCUGUGAACAGCACCCCUUCCCGGGAAGAGAGGCGAGCCACCCAGUGGGGGUCCUUCUACAGCCCAGCCCAGAUGGCCAACAAUCCAUGCAGUAGAUACGAAGACUAUGGAAUGACUCCCCCAUCGGGCCCAUUGCCAAGACCCGGUUUCGGCCCCAGUUUGCUACAGUCUUCAGAGCUGGCACCGCCUGAGCCCCCGCAGCCGCAGGCAUCAGCAGAAGCUCCGUUCGCUACCCGAGGGAUCUACCCUGAGGAGGUGCCAUCGGUGGCCCGGCCUCGGCCUGUUGGGGGCACCACAGGCUCCCAGAUCCAGCACCUGACGCAGGUGGGACUCGCUAGCAGAAUCGGAGCUCAGCCAGUGGAAGUGCCACCCAGCAGAGGUGGCCAGUAUGGAGGCCCAGGCUGGCCUUCGUACAGUGAGGAUGAAGCUGGGCGGAGAGAGGCGACACACAUGCUUGGACAUCAAGAGUAUUCUUCUUCACCGCUAUUUCAGGUGCCAAGGACUUCAGGCAGGGAACCCUCAGCCCCUCCUGGGAACCUCCCCCACCGGGGGCUGCAGGGCCCUGGGCUUGGUUACCCCACUAGCUCCACAGAAGACCUCCAGCCUGGGCACUCCUCAGCCUCUCUCAUCAAAGCGAUCCGCGAGGAGCUGCUCCGGCUCUCCCAGAAACAGAGCACCGCGCAGAGCUUCCACAGCUGAUGGGUCUCAGACCGCCUUGCAGAGCGCCAAGUAUCCGCUUCCUGUGGAAGCAAGACCGCAAGGAGAUCAACUGAGUGGGUGUUUGUAAGAGGAAUGAGCUGCUUCUGGGCACGCUGCCCACGGAAGGGACCACGUUGCGAUGUUCGAAGACACCAUAAGUCACAUGACGGCCAUGAUUCUUUGACUGUGUUGGCAGUGUUGUGACCGUGUGGGUUCAGCUGGGGUUGAUGUACUUUUGGCCAAAAGCCAGCAGCACUUCACAAAAACAAAACACAAACCUAAGCUAACAGAAUGACUGCGUGAUUCCCUUUUUAAAGGCAGAAGAGUAAGGUGUAUAGAUGGUGUAAGAGUUACAGAGCUCACGCGUCUCCGUGGGACUCAGACUGAUGUGUACGUGUACGAUGUUUGGUUUUCUGAGAAAAAGAUUGGAAGACAUUUUAUUAACAGCUUGACUUCCCUCUUUUCUUCCAUAGGAACUUAUUUUAAUAGUAAUAUUAACAAAAGUACUAAGACUGUUCGGGAAUUUUAAAAAGCUACUAGUGAGAAACCAAAUGAUAGGUUACAGAACCUGAUGAUUUCACACGAAGCCAUCCCUGCAUUUUUCUUCUUCUGGUGCUACAGCUCCAAGGGCCCUUCACCUUUAUGUCUGUGAAAUGCAUCUUUGGCUUUUUCAAUGGAAGAGUAUGUUGAAGGUUUCAUUUUGUUCUAGGGAAAAGAAAAAAAAACAGCUCUCAAAUGGACUGGGGGAAGCUUAAUAUUUAUUGGAUUAUUCAAAAUACAUAUCGAAGUUUAGAUUUAUUUCUGAAUUGUAUUUGCUGUUCAUUCAUUGGGCACAUGUAACUCCAGGGAGAACCCCAUUUUGGUGCAUAUCAUUAAGGCGAGUCCUUUAGAAGGGGGCUUUCCAGAGGUCCUAACCAAUCCUUGUCCUUUGCUGAUGACUUGCUCACAAAUGCUGAUUGAAUGUGACAUCUUACGAAGCAAAAUUCUUUGUCAGAAUUCCAAGGGCCUGCCAAUCGUUAUGAAUCGGUCCCUGGUGAUCACAUUUUCUGGGUUCAAGAUCUGGAAAUGAAAUUGAGUUGAAUUCAUCCUCUCCAUGAUGAGUCAGGAAAUGUAAAUCAGCACUUUGAGACCACGAGGGAAAGGAGAGGCUUCUCAUUCCUGAUUUUAUUGUAUAACUUCUUUGUUGAGCAACUGUUCAAACUCUCUGGCCCUUUGGGCCUGAAAGAGGGGAAUCUUCUCGCUUCAGUUUUACUUCUAAAGUAAUUAUUUCCCUGCUCCCCAAGUUAGAGUAAGGACUCUAGGGACAAGGAUCCCUGAGUGAGACUCAGAAGAAAAGUAGGCUUAGGUAAGAGAUUCCCAUCAUGAAUUUCUUUUUGUGAGAUCAACUAAGACCUUUCAGAUGAACAGGUAGAAUUUGGAGCACUCACUAAUCAAAACCUUUGUAUCUGUGUCAAGUUCUAAGAACCCUGAAGCAACUAAAACAGGUUUCUAAAGUGUAGUCAUUGGAUUCCAGAUCACGUUUCCAUACUUCCUUCAUUAAGCCUGUUGUACAAACGUAGAGUCCUUCACUACAGGGCAAGUUGAUUCCGGGAAGUGGGGAUGUACCCAUUUGUUGUCGGUAGGCCUCUGAAAGAGAAGGGAUACAGAGAAUAAGACCCAAUAGAGGAUGUUCAAUGAAGGACUGGCGGCUCCUUGUCAGGUGACCCCCAGAGGCUCCAAAGAGCAUGGGAGAAAAUGCCCCUUCCAGGUUUGAGUUUUUACCUCUUGGUCUUGGUUUAAUACCAGACUCUCCCCAAAAUGGAGGAUUCUCUUUGCAUGCCACUCGAAGACACCAGGCUUCCUAAAUAUGGUAUUAAGAGUUCCAGAUAUCCAAGCGUAAUUUUAUUAUGGACACCUUAUAAUGAAUUUAAGUCACAUGACAGCAAAUGGCAUACAUGGCCCCUUUCUUCCCCGUUCUGCUCAGUGUUGUAAGUGUUCGCGUGUAGAGUGGACUGAACAUGGUUACUUCCUUUGUCCAUUACAGAGGCAGGUCUCUGCUUCAUGUGGGGGUUGACCACAGCAGCAAUGUUGAUGCCUUUCCAACUACAUAAAGGGAUUCUACCUGUGUUUGUAUUCAUAGAACCGAUACACCUUUAACGGAUGUCAAGACCAAAGAUGACACAAACAGUGGCGUGUGUAGUGUGUGCGGUGUGAGCAGGGUCCCCAGUGGUCUGUUGUUGGUCACAAGCACACUCAGCUUGCCCUUGUUCCCUCUCAACACUUGCCGCGAGAGUUUUACCAUCUCCAGACUCGGAACAAACUAGCUGUGGGUAGCGCCAUACCCAGUGGGCCUUCAGAUUGCUCAGUUCAUUGAUCUCCUUCGAAGAGAGGUCCUCUUGUUGACCUGUGUGGCUUUGGAGUUCCAUUUGUUGAAGCACAUAAAAGUGAAAAGUUAUAUUUUAUGUCUGCUUUCCUAUUUUACAAGUUCUUAACACAAACUAUAAAUUUGAUUCGGCGUUGUAGAGAAGAUUGGAGAGAUGGUUGUCUGCAGAGUCUACUCUGUCACCAACUCACGGUGUCAGGUUCCUUCUCUGAACCUCAUUCUCCCCAUCGCCCAAAUGAGAACAGACCUCCCCUGCCCACCUCCUAGGAGAUCUAGUUGUGAGAAUCAGAUGUGACCAUGUGCGGGAAUGUCCCUCAGGAAGGGAAGAAGAGCCCUGUGAAAACGUAAAACGUUAUUUGUGUGAGUCCUCCGGGAUGGCCUACGUGGCGUGCUGUUGUCUACCAGUGAAUGGGCUCAUACCCAGGCCUCCAGAGAAGAGGUGAGAGCCCAGUGUGACUCCUCCUCACUCUUGUUCUGCUUUAAAUCCACUUCCUUCUCCACUAACUUUCAAAGAGCAUUUCUGAAGCAUCUUGCUGCUCCUGCUUUUCUGAUACUAAUUAAGUCACCACUUGACCCUGCCUUCUGAGAUCUGAGAAUCGAAGUCACAUGGUACAGAGGGAUAUAAAAGAGACAGCGCGGGUCCCUAAGAUAGUUUAACCGUCAGUGAAAUGCGUCCAGAGUCCACAGGUAUCUUUGGAAAUCUGGGAAGGCCGGGAAGCUGCGCAUUUGGAAAUGGUAGGCACUAGGGCGGAAGCCUACUUAGAUUAUAGGGAAAUUGCCCAGCCGACGGUGACUACUGUUCCCAGUGCUGAGAGCGGGCCUGGGGAAGGAUGUAGAAGUUGGAGGACACUGUCAUGGAGGAUGAACUCGACCCUUGUUUUCUGAAGUACGGGGAUAACAUUCCUGACUGCAUUGUUGAGGGAAUUUUAGAAGCAGAAGAAGGGCCGGAAGAACAUGUCUGCAGCCAUACAGUGAGGAAAUGACCAGAUCUGUGAAGAUGCCCAGGGUGCAGGAGGGAAGGGGAAGCACCACAGAUGGCUGAAGGACCAAGUAAAUACGACAGUUCUAGGCAGAGCAUAGCAGUUUAUAAAUAAAUACAUCCACAUUUUCCUUGAACUUGAGCUACCUACCUGUUUCUCUUUCAAUUUGAUUUGAUUUCAGAGCGUGGUUUAAUUUUGGUGACACAUAGCUUUUAAACAGUGGGGUUUUGCCAACCAGAUUUUUCUGGCCAUGAGAACCGUCAUGAAAAAGCACAGGUGAAGGGAUGCCCGAAAGUCUGCGGGCUAUAAUAGGUAACUGUAGGUGAGGCCCCUGUUUCCCGUGUACAGGUCAGUUUUACUGCCUUUGCACACAGCCUUUUGAGAGCUCCCGUGACCAAACCAAUCUCUUAGAUGCUGAUCUGCAUUGGCAGUAGUUGACACGUUAAUCAUUAAAUAAACUUUUCUGACCCCUUCAUCCUAGAUUCUUAGAUGUGAAUGAAUUUGCUGGUUGGGAGAACUGUUGGUUAAGGUUGUGAGUUGGGAGGCCGGGGCCUCCAGUGCUAACUCGCACUAACUUAGUUCUAGUAGAGUUUUUGCUAUGUCGUUUCUACCUCCAGAGCAAGGCUCCGAAGCCAGUCUCCAGAGCCUGCAGAUCCACAUUUGCCCCACAAAGGGACAUGAGGAAGUCCACUUCUAGAGCUGCAGGUAGACCCCACAAACACAUUUCUAUGGGACAGCCAAUUGAGCUUAGUUUUCACCUUGAAUCCAGUCCAUGAAUAGACAUUCUUGUAACAGGUAAGAGGGGUUUCUGGGCACUCCUGCUGUAACACUCAUAAAACGCAAUGAACUUCCACUCGUUACCUAGAGGACGAGGAGUGCGGAUGUUGCAGGUUUCCUCUGAUAUGCGUGGAGGUGAUUGUUAGUGUGUAAGGUGGGACUCCUUUCUCCACUAUUAAAAAGAUUUGCAAACCAAAAUGUCACGGCACAAUGUUAAUUCCAUGCUUGUGUGUGUGUCGGGACACUUGCCAAUUUAGCUUAAGAACACACAGCAGCAGCAAAUCGUAGGAAAAGAGUAUUCAAUGCCUUCGGAAACAUGAGACGAAGUCAGGAACCAGUGAGAAAGGGAGAGAAGCAAUGGAUGUCUUAAUCUGAUACACUUUAGUCCAAAUUAAUUUCCCACAGGGUCAAUAAUUACCCAGGCUCCUAUUGUUCCUUCUUUCUAUGGCUUUUUCCACUCUGGGGCCACUGCACAUUGAGGG
Messenger RNA from Tupaia belangeri chinensis (Chinese tree shrew), 10487 nucleotides. Its product is annotated as KIAA1549 ortholog. The record is from RefSeq and is a predicted model, not a curated record. Lineage: Eukaryota; Metazoa; Chordata; Mammalia; Scandentia; Tupaiidae.